UUCUUCUACUUCUAGAAAUCUAGGACGGGGGAUUAAGUAACCUUUACACGCUUCUUUGCCUAAUCUUUCUUCAUAUUUAACCCAAUCAACGCUGCAAUACUUUUCACACCUCAAAUUUUAUUUGAAGCAAAAACAAAUCCCAAAUAACACAAGCUUUGUUUUUGUUUUGAUUUCUCUGUUAAUUAGCAAUGAAUACCAGCAGCAAAGAAUCGCAGCCUAAUUACCCCACUAUCUCACCUGAUGAAUAUACCAACCCUUUCCAUCAACAGCCGCACAUGGAACCUGCAGCGGCCACCGCGGCGGCACCCGCAUCAACAUCUUCGUCGCCUCCUCCUCCACCUCCUCCGGAACAGUCUGAGAAAUGGGGGACUCAUAUCAUGGGAACACCAGCUGUUCCCACAUGUCAUCCAGACAACAAGAAAGCAGCCUUGUGGGGUGCUGGUGACCAAGCUCAAUACUACCAUCAUCCAUACCUCCAAUAUUCCCCCGUCGAGAAAUCAAGCAAUAACCCCAUGGAUUCCAUGCUUCAAGUCUUCAACACCUGGAGUCACAAAGCUGAGACCAUGGCCAAUAAUAUCUGGCACAAUCUUAAAACAGGACCAUCUGUAUCCGGAGCUGCAUGGGGGAAGAUGAACGUGACAGCCAAAGCAAUAUCAGGAGGUGGAUUCGAAUCGCUUUAUAAGCAAACAUUCGCAACGUAUUCAAACGAGAAGCUGAAGAAAUCAUUCGCAUGCUAUUUAUCGACUUCGACAGGACCAGUUGCGGGAACACUUUACCUAUCCAAUAUCCAUGUAGCUUUCUGUAGUGAUCGCCCUCUGUCAUUCACAGCACCAUCAGGGCAGGAAACAUGGAGCUAUUACAAGAUAAUGAUACCACUGAGCAAAGUAGGGAUAAUAAACCCAGUGAUAAUGAGGGAGAAUCCAUCAGAGAAAUAUAUACAGAUUGUGACAGUGGAUGGACAUGAUUUCUGGUACAUGGGAUUUGUGAAUUAUGAGAAAGCGACAAAGCAUCUGUCUGAGAGUGUUUCCAGUUUUGUAGCAACUGGGAUUGCUGUUCAACCUUCACCUGUUGCAUCGUAAACACAGGAUUUUAUUAUAUUUUUCUUUUCAUAUUUACAGGCCUUUUCUUUUGUUUGGA
Messenger RNA from Gossypium arboreum, 1137 nucleotides. RefSeq names its product GEM-like protein 5. The record is from RefSeq and is a predicted model, not a curated record. NCBI's taxonomy places the organism in Eukaryota, Viridiplantae, Streptophyta, Magnoliopsida, Malvales, Malvaceae. The transcript is spliced from 2 exons. The coding region runs from base 189 to 1079 and encodes 296 amino acids.